CAAAUCUUCAACCAUGGUUUCCAACUACUUAUAAAUACCUCCUCAAGGGCCUAACGGCCUUAAUUGCAGCAACAAAUUCUCUCUGGGCAGUUGCUUCUCUCUCUCGGUUCAGUAUAGCAGUCGCCGUACUCUUUUAAAGCAAUGACAGGGAAGCUUACUAUUGUGAUGUUCUUUCUUGUUAUCAUGCUACUUUUACUAGCACAGAACAAUGCUAGCAGCAUUAAAGAGGCACCUGCUCCACAGCCCCAGCCACCUAGCAACUUCACAACGCAUGGAAUCACUCAAGGCAGCCUUCAUCCCCAAGAGUGCGGCCCUCGCUGCACUUUUAGAUGUUCAAAGACACAAUACAGAAAGCCAUGCCUGUUCUUCUGCCGGAAGUGCUGCGCCAAGUGCUUGUGUGUGCCACCAGGGACUUACGGAAACAAGCAAGUCUGCCCUUGCUACAACAAUUGGAAGACCAAGAGAGGAGGACCCAAGUGCCCUUAAUUCAAGAGACCAGUUGUCUGGAGGCCCUUCGCUAUUUGACUUCCGCUUCUACCUACCCAUAUCACGUUCAAUUUCCUUUAUUUCUUUUGUCUGCUGAUGCUGUGAACAAUUCCUGUGUCGAUCGUGUGUAAUCAAGCUGAUUCUUCAUGCAGCUUCAACAUUUACCUUUUCAAAAGUUAAUUUGUAAAUAUAUUUAUUUUGUUAUGACCAAUAUAUUCAUGUUUCUUCGCGCUC
Molecule: messenger RNA, 720 nt
Organism: Theobroma umbraticum
Lineage: Eukaryota; Viridiplantae; Streptophyta; Magnoliopsida; Malvales; Malvaceae
Product: Gibberellin-regulated family protein
Source: RefSeq, a predicted model, not a curated record